AGGUUUGUUUUAGCAUGAUAUGUGGACCAGGCCUGUAGUUGACGAAUAAAGACAUACAAGUUUACUGGUUCCAUUUAACUUUAUUUGGGUGGCGGCAGAGGGUAAUAAGUAACAGCUGUUUUUAAGCUUUCUUAGCUGACAAUCCCUAUGUUUUAAAUCUUAAAGUGCGGAGAAAAAAACAUAUGGCAGUCCUGUUUCAGAAUCCUCACCAUCGCCUCCAAUUGAAGAAAAGCAGUUGCCUGCUUUAACAAAAGUUGUGGAAGAAACUGUGUCAGGAACCUUAGAUAAGUCUCCUGAGGAAGUGCUUCCACCUGACUUAAAAAAAAGAAAAACCACCUCUCCUGAACUUACUGUCCCAGAAGAGACAAAAAGUUUGCCCACCAGUGAGCAGGAAGCUUCAUCGCUUCUUUCAGAAAUCGAAAUGGAAGAUGCAGCUCAACCUAAGACAAUUAUGAGAGAUACUAAAAGGAUAUCAGCAGCUAUCAGUCCAGAACAGGCUUCCACUUUACAAAAAGAAAUCCCACAAACGUACAUGGAUUCUUCAGGACUUGAAGAGGGUGGAACUAAGAAUUUGAUUAAUAAAAAAAUGGAUCAGCUUGCAAACAAUUUGGCAGAGCUGGAAGGAGUUCCUGAAGCAGAAACUUUAGCCAAACUUUUGCUAGAGCCUAGCAAAGGCAUGGAAUUAUUAUCAGAUGAACAAAAACUUCAGUUACUAAAUCAGCUGAUACCUCCAGAUGGACUCCAGCAACUUGGUAAACCAGAAGAAGAGCAAACAGAACAGACAAGGCAGCUACUGUCAAAUGUAGUAUCAACUCUCCAGCUUCUACAGCAAGCACAUGUUCCUGAAGAUGGCUUAUCAGAGGAAGAAAUGAAUGAGAUGACAGAGAAAAGAAGAGCUUUACUUGCAAAUCUGGACACUAAUCUUAAGGUUCUUCAACCAGCAGAAGCUGUUAGACCAGGGCAACAAGACAUUGACAAUGAAAUUAACAUGCUGACAGAAAAAGGAAGCCAUUUGCGUGCAAGCUUGGAAUCAAAUAUGAGAGAUUUGGAAGAAGCUCAAGCUCUCGCAGCUACCCAGCCAUCAGAAAUGAGUGAGAACAAAGUGAAGGAGUUACUACAACAAAGAGAACUGUUGACUGCAGAUUUAGAGCAGAAUAUGCAGGACCUGCAAACUACAAAAGCUCUUGCAGCUGUCUUGGAAGAAAAAGCUAAGCCUGAGAAGGGAAUUGAUGAACUCUCAAAAGAAAGAAAGGUUUUGCUUGCAAGUUUGAAAUCAAAUAUGAAGGAGUUAGAAGAAGCAGAAACUCUUGCUGCUGCCCAACCAGGAAGUGUGAGUGAUAAAAAGAUAAAGGAGCUUAAAGAACAAAGAAAGGUACUAGCUGCACAUCUAGAAGCAAAUCAACAGGAUCUGCAAAUGGCGCAAGGUUCUGCUCCAGAACCUGCUGAAGCAAGCAAACUUCAGAAGAAGGGAAUUGAUGAACUCUCAAAAGAAAGAAAGGUUUUGCUUGCAAGUUUGAAAUCAAAUAUGAAGGAGUUAGAAGAAGCAGAAACUCUUGCUGCUGCCCAACCAGGAAGUGUGAGUGAUAAAAAGAUAAAGGAGCUUAAAGAACAAAGAAAGGUACUAGCUGCGCAUCUAGAAGCAAAUCAACAGGAUCUGCAAAUGGCGCAAGCUUCUGCUCCAGAACCUGCUGAAGCAAGCAAACUUCAGAAGAAGGAAAUAGAUGAGCUCUCAAAAGAAAGAAAAGUUUUGCUUGCAAGUUUGAAAUCAAAUAUGAAGGAGUUAGAAGAAGCUGAAACUCUUGCCACUACCCAACCAGGAAGUGUGAGUGAUAAAAAGAUAAAAGAGCUUAAAGAACAAAGAAAGGUGCUGGCUGCUCAUCUAGAAGCAAACCUGCAGGAUCUGCAAAUGGCGCAACCUUCUGCUUCAAGCAUUGUUGGAAAAAGUAAACUUCAGGAAAUGAAACAUUCUGCAUUAUCUGAGAAGAAAAAACUUUUGCAAGAAAAACUAGAUUCAAAUCUAAAAGAUCUACAAGAAGCAGAAACGCUUGCAUCUCUCCAGUCAGACAGUGCGAAUGAGCAAAGACUUCAGGAACUUUCUGAGCUAAGACAACAUUUGACUGAAGAGCUAAAGGAUCUAGAGGAAAGUAUGCAAGAUAUGCAUGAAAUGGAGCUUCAGGCUUUACAAAGAGCUUUAUUUCUAAUACCCAGUGAAAAGGGAUUAAAUGAAUUGUAUGAGCUAACUGAAAAGAAGCAACUGUUACUAGAGAAGUUGGCAUCUACUAAGAAAGAACUACAAGAAGCUCAGGAACUUGCAGCUACUCAACCAGGGAGUGUUAGUGGGAUUAACUCAGUUAAUCCUGAGGCAAUGGGUGUGUGCACAGGGGCCAAACUUGAGUUUUUUAUAUCUCAGUUUGGAGCCCACAAGACUGCCACAAGUUAA
Messenger RNA from Podarcis muralis (Common wall lizard), 2440 nucleotides. The record is from RefSeq and is a predicted model, not a curated record. Lineage: Eukaryota; Metazoa; Chordata; Lepidosauria; Squamata; Lacertidae.